AUGUGGCGGCUGGCGCGGGCGGGCACGCGGGUGGGCACGAGGGUGGGCACGCGGGCCCUGGCGGGAGCGGGAGCGGCGCCGGGCGGCCAUGGCGGCACCGAGGGCUGGUACGAGUGGGCGGCGGGCUCCCCGCCCGUGCACUGGGCCGAGGGCGGGCUGUUCGCGCUGCAGGAAGCCACCGGGCUGCCCUGCUGGGCCGCCAUCGCCGGCGGGGCUGCCGUGCUGCGCACCGCCGUCACCCUCCCGCUGGCCGCGCACCAGGGCCGGCUGCUGGCCAAGCUGGAAAACCUGCAGCCUGAGAUUMAGGAAAUCGCCAAGCGCCUUCGCUAUGAAGUUUCAGUGCGUGGAAAACAGCUGGGCUGGUCUGAAAAGGUGGCCAGGUUCCACUUUUCGAAGAACAUGCGGAGGMUCGUCACGGAGCUGUACAUCCGUGACAACUGCCACCCGUUCAAAGCCACGCUGCUGCUGUGGGUGCAGGUCCCCAUGUGGGUGUGCGUGUCCCUGGCUCUGCGCAACUGCAGCGUCGGUGCUGUGAGCUCAGCAGUACAAGAACAGUUUUCAUCAGGAGGAGCACUGUGGUUUACAGACCUCACAGCACCUGAUUCCACAUGGAUUUUGCCAGUUUCCCUGGGGCUGGUGAAUUUGCUGGUGGUGGAGAUCUUUGCUUCCCAAAAGAAAGUGCAAGUUUCCCGGUUCCAGAAGCUCGUGACAAACCUGUUCCGCGUGGUGUCCGUGGUGAUGAUCCCUAUUGCUGCCACAGUGCCCUCUUCCAUGGCGCUGUACUGGCUGUCCUCCAGCCUGGUGGGACUGUCCCACAGCCUCCUGCUGCRCUCUCCCCGCUUCCGCCGCCUCUGCUGCAUUCCCAGAACCAGCUCGGACUCGGACACUCCCUACAGAGACAUCGUGGCUGCCUUGGCUUCCAAAUACAGCCCUAGGAAAUGACACCAUGAACUGCACGAGAGCUGUCCCACGAGCCAACUGGUGCUGCUUAGUGAGAUGUACUUAUGUGCUCUGUAUUKAUUUUACAAAUAAAACACUGGCUGGCCAGAAAGAACGAUUGGUCAGCAAAAAUGUGUCUUAACUGGGAAGCUUUGUUUCAAGGGUGGUUGUUGCAGUUGCAGGAGUCCAGAAAUCCAGGUUUGUCUCCUGAGUUCUCRUAAGAAAUUUUGCAGGUGAGUGUUGAACACAACAUCAAUGGUGCCUCUUUUUUAUUGUAAGUCCUGAAGGUGAAGUUGUUUGGGGUUUUUUUUUAUUAAAAUGAUCAUAAAUUAGUUAUUUAUUUUAACUUUUAAAACGAUUACAAGCUACUGCUGUGGUGUAAACUAGCAAAAAAUCAGAAGCAGAAUUUUUAAUGCAGACUUGGAAGCAUUUAUUUGAAUUGUUGUGAUAGGCUAGUGAAACUUUACAGAUAGGGCUGAGAUGCACUUUCUGACUAAAAUCAGCAGUUUAGAAGAAAAAGGGCACAUGUCAUUGUGCUGAUAACACUGCACUUUACCUUUGGAGAUCUUUCACUGAUGUCUUUUACUGUUUUCACKGUUAAGAAUCUCAGAACAUCAGUGAUAGGAUUAUUUCUGGAUGCUGCCAGGAUGUUYUUUACCAAAAAAMCUCCCCAAAACAGGUG
Molecule: messenger RNA, 1621 nt
Organism: Malurus melanocephalus (red-backed fairy wren)
Lineage: Eukaryota; Metazoa; Chordata; Aves; Passeriformes; Maluridae
Product: cytochrome c oxidase assembly protein COX18, mitochondrial
Exons: 6
Coding region: 1-942 (313 amino acids)
Biological process (GO): mitochondrial respiratory chain complex IV assembly; protein insertion into mitochondrial inner membrane from matrix
Cellular component (GO): mitochondrial inner membrane
Molecular function (GO): membrane insertase activity
Source: RefSeq, a predicted model, not a curated record